AUGCCGGGCGGGACCGCGUCGCACGCCUCGUCCGGUCUGCAGUGCUGCAUGCGCCGCCCCGGGGUCGCGGACUCGACGCCGCGGCGCCCGCGCGGCGCGCGCUCGGUCGCGGACGACAUCGCCAUUCAUUCCCCCGGAACUUUCGUCGCGACGACGACGACAGCUGUGACGCGCCGCGAGACGACGACGACGACGACGAAGACGGACGAGACGCGCGACCUCGCGGCGCGCCUCGCGUCCGCGCUCGACGUCGGCGCGACCUCUCUCGUCGACAUCGAAAACGCGGGCGCGGUCGCGAGCGCCAAGGCCGCCGCGACGCCUUCGAGAUCGCCAAACGGAGCCGCCGCGCGCCGCGCGUUGACCGACAUCGCGAACGCGCAGCGCCGCGCGUCCGCGGCGGGCGUCAGAUCUCGCUCGCCGUCCGUUUCCGCGUUGCCCCUCACGCCGACGUCGGCGUCCGCGCCGCGUCGUCGCGAUACCGAGACGACGAAACCGGGAGCCGCGGGGUCGCUCGCGACCGCGGCCGCGCGCGCGGCGGCCAAGCUGCGGAACGGCGCGUCCGCGUCCGCGACGCCGCCGCCGCAGACGACGACGACAAAGGACGACGUCGCGGCGUACGACACGCCGGGCAUCACGGACGGCGCGGGGGGCGGCGGCGCGGCCCGUCGCCGCCGCGGCGCGGGCGCGCUCGAGGACUCGCCCGCGGAUCGCAUCUACCGCGAGUACAACGCGUACCGCGCGGAGAAGGACGCGGCGUCGUCGUCGUCGUCGUCGUCGUCUUCUAAGGCGACUGUCGCGAUGGCGGCGGCGAUGAAGAAGAAAUCGUCGCCCGGGUACAGGAUCAGCGCGUCGGUGUCGCCGACGACCGCCCUCGUGAACCUCGCGACGGCGUCCGCGAUGAAGAAGAAAAAAGCCCCGGACCCGGUCGGCGUCGUCGCGCCGCUCGUGGACUUCUUCUCGAACCGAGGCCACGGCGCGCGCGGGGUGAACGUCGCGUCGACGUCCGCCUCGAACGGCGUCGGCGGCGUGGGCGUGGGGGUAGGAGGAGGGAACGAGACCCCGACCGGGGAGGAAGCGCGCGCGGCGAUUCGAGCGUUGACGUCGCGCGGGCCGCACCCGCCGCUUCGCCGCAGACCGACAGACGACGACGACGACGACGACGACGACGACGCGCCGCCGGAGAGAUCGCCAUCUAACGCGUCGGCGCCCGCGCGCCCGCCGCCGGACUCGAAAGCCGCCGCCGUCGCGCUCGCGAGCGCGCUCGGUCGCUGGCGCGAAGCCGCCGCCGUCGUCGCGACGCGGCGAGAGUCGGAGAAGAUCCAGAACGCGCUCGCGGACGAGCUCCGAGCGCAGGCGAAGAUGUGCGACGCGGAGGUCAACGCGCUCGCCGAGGACGUGGAGUGCCUGACCGUCGCGCUCGGCGAGGCGACCGAGGCGACGGGAACAGAUCGCGGGUCGAUCGCGAGGCUACGGUGGCGAUGGGCCGCGCGGGCGGGGGUCCUCGCGGUGCGCGCGGCGAAGGACCGACGCGACGCGAAGAAGCAGCGCAAUCGCGCGAAGCGGCUCGAGGGCGAACUCAGCGCGUCGCGCGAGCGGCUGGACGCGGCGACGGCGGCGAGAGACGACGCGAGGGCGAAACUCCGAGCGGAAAUUCGCGCGGAACUCCGCGACGAGAUGCGAAUGGAGGCGGCGCGGGCGGCCGCCGCGGAGGCGGCCGAGAUCGCGAAGCGACGGAUCGAAGCCUCCGUCAUGUCCGGCACCGUCAACGCGUGCAUCGAGCGCGUGCUGCGCUCGGCGUCGUCGUCGCAGAUGAAGCAAGUCGCGAAGGCAAGGCGCGACGCGACGGCGCGAGCCGUGGUGAACCUCGCGCACAUGAGAGACCGCGGGUUGGAGACGCUUCGGUUGGGCGAGAGCGGGACCCUGAACAAUAACGGCGUGGACCCGAUCGAGCUCGUGUCGUUGAUCGCGGUCCACGCGCUGGAGCGGUGCGAGGCGCAUCCGCACGGCGACGGCGCUAGGGCGUUUUAUCGCGCGGCGCGGAGGAUCGAGCUCGCGGCGCGCGCGUGCCAGCCUGAUUACCGCGGCGAGGGGAAGACGAGGGGCGGGCUGACCCCGCGCGGGGGGGAGGGCGUCAGGGGGGGGGCGCACGUCGUCGAGACGCCGCUGCGCGAGGGGAAGGAGAACUGA
This is a messenger RNA of Micromonas pusilla CCMP1545, 2187 nucleotides long. RefSeq lists its product as uncharacterized. Bases 1 to 2187 code for a protein of 728 amino acids. The transcript has 2 exons. The record is from RefSeq and is a predicted model, not a curated record. Lineage: Eukaryota; Viridiplantae; Chlorophyta; Mamiellophyceae; Mamiellales; Mamiellaceae.